AUGAAAUCAUUGUUAGACAAGAAGGCUUCUCUCUACAAUAUUGGACAAAGCAAGAGUGAGUUAUUACUACCCACACCACCACAACACGAAUCUACGAUCGUAGCAUUCAUAAAUGUCUUUUGCAAAAGAUUCUUUGUUCUUUCAACAAUGGCAUUGAUUAAUGCUGAUUAUGUGAUUCAAAAGAUUCUAUUUUUUGAAAAGGAUCCACCUCUAUUCUACUUUGUAGUCAUGUUACUUGGGUUUAUAUUUGUUUGUUUGGCAACUUUUCUUUCAAUGUUUCUCAUCUACAAACAUUUAAAAUAUUAUACUCAACCGGAACAUCAACGAUAUAUAGUCAGAAUCAUUUUCAUCAUUCCAAUAUUUGGUAUUUAUUCUCUACUUUGUAUGGCAUUUUAUAAACAUAAAGUUUAUUUUCAGUUAUUUAGAGAUUGUUAUGAAUCAUAUGCAUUAUAUAUGUUUUUUGUAUUAUGUGUUCAAUAUGGAGGAGGCGAUGAAAGUUUGACAAGACAUUUUCUAACUUUAAAAUCAAUUUCCUUACCACUUCCUUUUUCUUGUAUAAAAUUUAAACCAACAGAAUCAUUUUUACAAAUAUGUAGAGUUGGUAUUUUACAAUAUUUUCACGAUUACUCUUUGAUUAUCAAUAAUCUAUCAGUGACAACUGCAAUGACCAUCAUUGUAUUAUUUUAUCAGGCAUCAGCAGAAGAAUUGUCACCCUAUAAGCCACUACUUAAAUUUGUAUCAAUCAAAUUGGUAAUAUUUCUUAGUUUUUGGCAAUCAUUGGCAAUUGCAGUCAUCAAUCUAACUUUUCAUUGGAUCCCUUCAAUUGAUCAUUUUGAAUCAGAACAAGUUGCAAAUAUUAUAAAUAACUUGUUAAUUUGUUUUGAAAUGAUGGGUAUCUCAUUUUUACAUUUAUAUGCAUUUCCAUAUGAAUUGUACAGAGUCAAAUCAAUUUGUACAGCACCUUUGGUACACAAUAUACAACGUGGAACAUUGUUAAGAAACGUCAUCAACUCUGUUAGUCAGCGAGACAUGUUGAAUGAAACUAAAAAUGCAAUCAAAGGAUCCACUCUAUUAUCAAAAUCAUUUUUAGGACCUCAAAUAGGUAUUGACGAUUAUAUAGAUCCAGAAUUCCAAGUUGAUGCAAUUGAAAUGGGAGAUUUUAUUUCCUAUCAAACUGGAACUGAUGAAAAAGAUUAUGAUGAUGAUUCAAUAAUGAUAUUAGAUGGAGCAUCAACAACAACGAUUGUGGAUAGUGGAAUAGUUCCAACUAAAAAAUCAAUGUACAGUACUCGACCCAAUUUCACUCUAUCAAGUCCACAGUUGGAGUCGAUAAGCGUCGAUGAGUUCUUUGAUCUCAUUGAAAAGAAACAUGACGAACUUUUAUUACACGAUCCUCUAGACUAUUUAGACGAUAAUCAAAGGAUAAAGACUAAUGCUAGAAGAUAA
Cavenderia fasciculata is the source of this 1446-nucleotide messenger RNA. RefSeq lists its product as uncharacterized. Bases 1 to 1446 code for a protein of 481 amino acids. NCBI's taxonomy places the organism in Eukaryota, Evosea, Eumycetozoa, Acytosteliales, Cavenderiaceae. The transcript is spliced from 9 exons. Gene Ontology annotation, molecular function: transporter activity. The record is from RefSeq and is a predicted model, not a curated record. Gene Ontology annotation, biological process: transport.